Molecule: messenger RNA, 2970 nt
Organism: Chironomus riparius
Lineage: Eukaryota; Metazoa; Arthropoda; Insecta; Diptera; Chironomidae
Source: the annotation of a GenBank genome assembly
CAUUCGUUGAGUCUUCUCAGUUGUGAUUGAUAAAUUCUGUGUGCGAUUUUAUAAUAUAGAUGGAGAAAAAUUUUGCUCAUUUUUUAUUCUUUAUUUUGUAAGAACUGAUGUGAAGAAUUAACAAUUAUUAAAGGAACUUAGUGUGGUAGAACUAAAGGAAAUAGAUACUAGAAAAUUUUCAUAAGGAAAACUUUAAAAUUGCAAAUUUCUAAGCAAGGCGUUUCCCCUUCAAAAAAGAAAAGGAAAAAAAAAUUCUUCAAAAUUCAAUUUCCGAAUAAAUCAGAACCUUUGCCACACCAAUUUAAAUGUGAAAUGUAUAAUCGAUUUGUUUAGUGUAUUUUAAGAGGAAAUAGAAUUUUUUUUGGAUCAUAAAAAUGAACUCAUUUAUGAUAUUUGUGACACUUUGUGUGUUCACAACAUUCAAUUUGCAUCACGUCAUCGGAAGUGAGGAUGAGGAGCGUUUAGUAAGAGAUCUCUUUAGGGGUUACAAUAAACUCAUUCGACCUGUUCAGAACAUGACACAAAAAGUAGAUGUACGAUUUGGAUUGGCUUUUGUUCAGCUCAUUAAUGUCAACGAAAAGAAUCAAAUUAUGAAGUCCAAUGUAUGGUUACGAUUAGUUUGGAGUGAUUAUCAAUUACAGUGGGAUGAAGCUGAUUAUGGUGGCAUUGGAGUAUUAAGAUUGCCUCCUGACAAAGUUUGGAAGCCUGAUAUCGUAUUGUUCAACAAUGCUGAUGGUAACUACGAAGUUCGUUACAAGUCUAACGUUUUAAUCUAUCCCAAUGGAGAGGUUCUUUGGGUUCCGCCAGCCAUUUAUCAAAGCUCAUGUACGAUUGAUGUCACAUACUUCCCAUUCGAUCAACAGACAUGCAUUAUGAAAUUUGGCAGUUGGACAUUCAAUGGCGAUCAAGUGUCACUAGCUUUAUACAACAAUAAAAACUUUGUAGAUUUAUCAGAUUAUUGGAAAUCAGGAACAUGGGAUAUAAUUGAAGUGCCGGCAUAUUUGAAUGUGUAUGAAGGAACGAAUGGACAACCGACAGAAACUGACAUCACAUUUUACAUUAUUAUAAGAAGAAAGACUCUUUUCUACACAGUCAAUUUAAUCCUUCCGACGGUUCUCAUUUCAUUCCUUUGCGUUCUCGUCUUCUACUUACCUGCUGAGGCUGGCGAGAAAGUGACACUUGGUAUUAGUAUUUUGCUCUCACUUGUCGUCUUCUUGUUGCUCGUGUCAAAAAUUCUGCCACCGACAUCGCUCGUCCUUCCAUUGAUUGCCAAAUAUUUACUGUUUACAUUCAUCAUGAAUACUGUUUCCAUUCUUGUUACUGUUAUCAUUAUCAAUUGGAAUUUCCGAGGACCGAGAACACAUCGUAUGCCACAAUGGAUUCGAACAGUCUUCUUACAUUACUUGCCUGCAAUGCUGCUAAUGAAGCGCCCACGAAAGACUCGAUUGAGAUGGAUGAUGGAAAUGCCUGGUGGACCUGGACUUAGUGUUCCACCUCAUCCAUCGCAUCCAUCGUAUGGCUCACCGACCGAAAUGCCAAAACACAUUAGCUCAAUAGGUCAAAAUAAAUCAAAGAUGGAAGUGAUGGAAUUGUCAGAUUUACAUCAUCCUAAUUGCAAGAUGAAUCGUAAAAUUAACAGUGGUGGUGGUGAUUUAGGAGGUGAACAUUGUCGACGGGAGAGUGAAAGUUCAGAUUCAAUCUUGUUAUCGCCAGAAGCAACGAAGGCUACGGAAGCUGUCGAAUUUAUUGCUGAACAUUUAAGAAAUGAGGAUUUGUAUAUUCAGACACGCGAGGAUUGGAAAUACGUUGCAAUGGUAAUUGAUCGUUUACAGCUUUACAUUUUCUUUAUUGUUACAACUGCCGGUACUAUCGGAAUUUUAAUGGAUGCUCCACACAUAUUCGAAUAUGUUGAUCAAGACAGAAUUAUUGAAAUUUAUCGUGGCAAAUAAGCACAUAACAAUUCAAAAAAGGAAAGUAAUAAUAAUAACAAAUAAUUAAUAAUAUUAAAUAUAAAAAUUUUUAAGAAUAAAAAAUUCACUCGAGCAGCAGUUAACGAAAAAAAAAAAUUACAUGGUAAAUCAAGAAUACGAUGGUGAAUGUUUUCAGAUGAAAUGAUACAGACACACAUAAAUACACACAUUUUUUUAAUGGCAAAGUGAGGAGCGAAACUUCUUCACGUGGCUUCUCAAAAACACAAUUUUUACAUAUUAAUAUACACAAAAAAAAGAACUUUUUGCAGCUCAAUUUUUAAAAUUUCACACAAUGGACAGAAAAAAUAUGAAUCAUGAUUAAUUUUUAAUUGAAAUCCUCAAAUCAUGCGAUCUUCCAAUUUUGUGCUCAAAAAAAUGUGACACAAGAUCAUUAAACAAAAAAAAGUGUUUAGACAAAUUUAGCAUCGGCUCAAAAAAAAGACAAUUUUCAUCUUAUUUACUCAAUUUCAAUAUUUCCUGCCAAAUUUUUUACAAAAAUGAUACUUUUUAUGACAAUUUUUUGUUUCGUUAGUGGAAAUUUUUUUGGUGAAAAAAAGAAUCGAAGUUAAUAACUGAAUUUAAUCGUAAUGACAAAAAAAAUUGAUGAAAUAUGUAGUUGAACUUUCUAUCUAGUUGAAAAUCUGUCUAUGACAAUUAUUAUCUGUCUGUGUAUCCACGAGAAAAACAAAAAAAAUAUUAAUUAUUUACUGGAAGAAUGAAUGGUUAAAUGUGUGGAGAAUAAGAUGUUAUUUGUGAUGUAAGGGCAUGUGGAAUUGUAAUCGAAGGAAAGCUUUAUUGUGAUAAAUCUUGAUUGUUCUAGUUUAAAGAAAUAUCCAAGCUUCUUAUAUGAUCUGAGUCAAAACUAUAAACGAAAGAAAGGCUUUAAAGUUUAAAGUAUCCUGCAUUUUAUUAUGCAAUAAACUUCAGAUUAUUUCCAAUUGUUACAUACAUUAGUCAAUGAAACUAGAGUAAUGACUGACUUUUAAUAAAUUAAACUUAA